Limulus polyphemus (Atlantic horseshoe crab) is the source of this 1533-nucleotide messenger RNA. RefSeq names its product blastula protease 10-like. The annotation marks the transcript as partial. Gene Ontology annotation, molecular function: metalloendopeptidase activity; zinc ion binding. The transcript has 12 exons. The record is from RefSeq and is a predicted model, not a curated record. NCBI's taxonomy places the organism in Eukaryota, Metazoa, Arthropoda, Merostomata, Xiphosura, Limulidae. Gene Ontology annotation, biological process: proteolysis.
GUUGAAGACAAUGAGGUUGAAGAUGGUAUUCUUCUUAUUGGAGAGAGAGAACUUCAACUGCCAGAACUGCCGCUGGACUUCUUGAAUACAAACCCUGCCAUGACAGAAGAUAAUAAACUUCUAGUCCAAGGAGACAUGGUCUUAACCCUGGAUCAAGCUGCGAAACUUUAUGGUGGAAGGACUGGUAGGAAGGCGACAUACAAGGACGAAUAUCUAUGGCCGAAUGGAGAAAUCCCUUACAAACUGAGCAAACAAUCCAAAUUGGACGAGGAUGUUAUCAAGUCUGCUCUCCAGUUCUGGAUGGACAGUACCUGUGUGAAGUUCAGAGAACUCAAAACCUACGAAAAAGCUCCAAACUAUCUUUACUUCGUCCGAGAAAACGGGUGCUGGUCUUCUGUAGGUAUGGUUGAGAAUGAACAAAAGAUAUCUAUAGGUCCAGGCUGUGACAAGAAACAGGUAAUUAUGCACGAGGUUGGCCACGCCCUUGGCUUCCACCACGAACAGUCGAGAAGUGAUCGAGACAACCAUGUUGUUCUUUUCUUGGAAAACGUGGAUCCUGACAUGAGAUUCAACUUUAAAAAAGAGCGAGACAACAACUACUCUGUGGAGUACGACUAUACGUCUCUCAUGCACUACCAACUCGAUGGAUAUAGCAUAGAUCCAUUUGAAGUUCGGACUCUGAUGCCCAAAAAUCCACUUGAUGCUUAUCUGAUUACAGAGAAGAGCGGGCUCAGUUUCCGCGACAUAAAAUUAGCAAAUCUGAUGUACAAAUGUGGCAGUCACUGUCGUAACCAGUUGACUUGCUACCAUGGUGGCUACAUCGGACCUGAUUGUAGCUGUAGGUGUCCUCCAGGCACUAGAGGGCGCCAGUGUGGAAGUAAAUUCCAAGAUUACUAUCCUCCCAAUGUCUGCGGUGAAAUGGUAACGUCCGAACGGAUAAUCUCGUCCCCAGGAUUUCCCGAUCAACAGAAAAAAGACACCACGUGUAUUUGGUGGAUACAGGCACCCUACGGAAAAAGAGUCCAACUUGUCACCAAAGCGUUUGAACUUGAGAACAGAUACGUGGGAACUAAAGACACCGUGUUGCACAAAAAGUGUAUCUGGGAUAAACUAGAUGUCCGAACUGAUAAUCUGUACAUGGGAACAAUAUACUGUGGCGAAGAAAUAAAGAAAGGAGAGGUAUUUACUUCUUCUGCCAGAGACCUGGUUCUAGAGUAUCACGCCAUGUCUCCGUACAGAAAGGGGUUUCAGUUCAAUGUGGAAUUCUUGCCGGUUCGAAGAUUCAAUUCAGACAUCGGCAAAAGUUGUGGAAACAGUUUUAAAAUGAAAUAUGACGUCAGUUACCACGUGACUACUCCAAAAUAUCCUAACAACUAUGAACCAGAGACAAAAUGUGAAUACACGUUCUGGGCACCUUCUUCAACAGACCGUUUGCAUUUGCAUUUUUAUGAUUUUAUUUUUGAAAAGAGCCUGUCUUGCUCGAAAGACAAUGUCACGAUUGAAUCCUUGGUUACAGGAGAUACACAAGUGUAA